AAAAAACAAAACAAAAUCUCUUGACUUCCAAUUAAAUUUUAAAGUCACCCUUCAUUCGUUCUUUUCUCAUUGCUUGUUCUUCAUCAUAUAUCUAUACCUUAGUUUAAUUUCCUAGUUGAGUUGGUGUUGAUGGAUGAAUUUGCGUCCUUGAGGAACUGGGAUUUGGAAGCUAUUGUGAGAGGAAGCACCGGUGAAGCCACCACCAUGGAUGAUCCAAACCCUGAUUUCUCUUACUUCUUCUCUGAACAAGAUGCGAUGCUUGAUACCUUUCCCGAAUUCUCAGAAACCACGAGGGUCCUUGAUGAUUUGGAAGAGCUUUACAAACCUUUCUACCCAGUUUUUCACCCUCUUUCACCACACACCAUUGUUAAAACUUCCCUGCCUAUCCCCAUAGAACCCGAACAGGUCAAAGAACUCAAAGCAUCAGAAGAGAAAGUAGCUCUACAAGGGUCAAAAGUUCCCGCAGCACCUAAAUGCAAAAAAAGCAAGAAGAGCCAGAACAAGAGUGUGGUGAAGCAGGUGACAACAGCAGAAGGUCUUGAUGAUGCAUGGGCAUGGCGUAAAUAUGGACAGAAACCGAUAAAGGGUUCACCCUAUCCUCGAAGCUACUAUAGGUGCAGCAGUUCCAAAGGGUGUUUGGCCAGGAAACAAGUUGAAAGGAGCCACUUAGAUCCUUCUGCUUUCUUGGUAACAUACACUGCUGAACACAGCCAUCCACACCCAACUCGAAGAAACUCUCUUGCUGGGACCACAAGGAAGAACAAUACCAUAGUUCCUCCUCCAACCACUCGUCACCAAAAGAAUUGUUCAUCAAGGACACCUUUGGUGGUGAAAGAUAAUGGACUUGUACCAAGUGUGCCACAAUGCAUGGACUUGAAGAAAGAGGAUGAUUUUCUUGAGUGGUUGGAUGAUGAAGGUGCUCAAUUUGGUGAUGGUUGGAUUCCUACCUCCGAUCUUGAGAAACUGAUUGGACUUGAAUGCCAACAUUUUGCAUUUGAUGGCGGUUUCACUGAUGGUUUUUCACAUGCUUAGUUCCAUUAUGUAACUAAUUAAUGAAUAGUGCAAACUUCUGAAUUGAUUUUUCUAUUUUAAGGACAAUUAAUGUAGAUACUGGCCACCCCAGUUCCUAUUUAAUCCUUCUCCUUCUCGAUCGGUUUCGGGGGCGUUUUUAGUUGCUGUUGUGGUUAUAACAUUGCGGUUGAUAGUUGAUACACUGUAAUUUGCGAUGCGAUGGUGAAAAUUAUAAGAGCCUUGAUGUUGCAAUAGCAAUCAUACGGAUCUAAAA
Cajanus cajan (pigeon pea) is the source of this 1285-nucleotide messenger RNA. Its product is annotated as putative WRKY transcription factor 29. Gene Ontology annotation, cellular component: nucleus. NCBI's taxonomy places the organism in Eukaryota, Viridiplantae, Streptophyta, Magnoliopsida, Fabales, Fabaceae. Gene Ontology annotation, molecular function: transcription cis-regulatory region binding; DNA-binding transcription factor activity. Gene Ontology annotation, biological process: regulation of DNA-templated transcription. The record is from RefSeq and is a predicted model, not a curated record.